AUUAAUACGAACCCGAAACCUUUACCAAAGUAAUCUUGCAAAGAGACAAGAGCUCUCUCGUUAAACAAUUUCUAGGGUUAGGGUUUCCGAUCGAUUAACAAGCCACCGUGAUUUGUUGAUUUCUGAUUCUAACAAGCUGUAACGAUUAAGAAGUUCGAAAAUCCCCUGAGAGAGAGAGAUUUGGAAAUGGGUGCUGAGGGAGGUUCCAGCGAGCCGCCGCCCGCCGUUGAUGGCGGUGCUGUCGCUGAUGGAGGAGGAGAGACUGUUGCGGUGAACAUCAGGUGCUCGAAUGGUUCCAAGUUUACAGUGAGGACGUGCCUCGAUUCGACGGUGGGGUCGUUCAAGGCCCUUGUGGCUCAGAACUCCGACGUCCCAGCCAAUCAGCAGCGAUUGAUCUACAAGGGUCGGAUUCUUAAAGAUGAUCAGACGCUCCUCAGCUGUGGUUUGCAGGGUGAUCACACCGUUCACAUGGUAAGAGGCUCUGCCCCUUCUUCGGCAUCUCCUGCUGUUCCUGCUGCAAAUUCUGGAAGCCCAACGACUACUCCUGCUGUUACCCGAGGGGUCGGUUCAAAUAAUAGUCCGAAUCUUGGAGGAGCAGGUCUUGGGGCAUCUCUGUUCCCUGGCCUUGGAUCUAAUCCAUUAGGCGGUGGAAAUGCUACAUCUGGUUUAUUUGGAGCUGGUCUUCCGGAUUUUGAGCAAGCACAGCAACAGCUAGCUCAAAACCCGAGUAUGAUUAGAGAUAUGAUGAAUACACCUGCAAUUCAGAACCUUUUGAACAACCCGGAACUUAUGAGGACCUUGAUUAUGAGCAAUCCACAAAUGCGUGAGCUUGUAGAUCGCAAUCCUGAGCUUGGCCAUGUGCUUAAUGACCCAAGCAUCCUUCGUCAGACCUUGGAAGCUGCAAGAAAUCCUGAGCUUAUGCGUGAGAUGAUGAGGAACACUGAUAGGGCGAUGAGUAAUAUUGAAUCUACUCCUGAGGGAUUUAACAUGCUUAGACGUAUGUACGAAAAUGUCCAGGAACCAUUCUUGAACGCUACAACAAUGUCAGGAAACACUGAUAGCAAUUCGCAUUCGAACCCGUUUGCUGCCCUUCUGGGAAACCAGGGUGCUGUACAAGGUAGAGAUGCUUCUAACAAUCCUUCCACAACCAGUGCUGAAACGGGUACAGGGAAUAGUGUCCCAAAUGCAAAUCCGCUUCCUAAUCCUUGGAGUGGUACUGGUGGCCAGACAACUGCUCCUGGAACGACAAAUUCUACUGGGAACACGGGAGCUCCUGGCCUUGGUGGUCUUGGUGGACUAGGUCUGCUAGGGAUGGAUCCAGCUCUUGGUACCACUCCAGAUGCUUCUCAACUGAACCAGUUAUUGCAAAAUCCAGCCGUAUCACAGAUGAUGGAAGGCUUGCUUUCCAAUCCGCAAUACAUGAAUCAGAUCAUCAAUCUCAACCCGCAACUCCGAAGCAUGCUUGAUAUGAAUCCUCAGAUGAGGGAAAUGCUGCAAAAUCCGGAGUUUCUUCGUCAGCUUACCUCCCCUGAGACAAUGCAGCAAAUGAUGGCUCUUCAGCAGUCACUUUUCUCCCAGCUUAACAGGAAUACGACCAGCCAGGAUUCCGGUGCUGCUACCACAGGCGCAGGCAAUAACAAUAACAAUAACGCGGGGCUAGAUUUGUUGAUGAAUAUGUUUGGCAACCUUGGCACUGGUGGCCUGAGUGGUCCGAAUCAGCCAAAUGUUCCUCCGGAGGAGCUCUACGCCACGCAACUGCAGCAGCUGCAGGAGAUGGGAUUCUUUGACAGAGAGGAGAACAUCAGGGCCUUGCGUGCGGCCCACGGCAAUGUCCACGCCGCCGUAGAGCGGCUCUUGGGCAAUAACCUCGGCGGCCUUUAGAAAGAAGAGGUCCCAGUACUGGGGAGAGAAACAAAAACUCACGUUGGCUGGCAGGUCCGUGAACUUUGUUCUUAGUUCCACCAUGCAAAAUCUUAAUUAUCAUAUCAUUAUCAAAAUAUAUCAUCAAAGGGUGAAACUUUGUGACGUUAUUUAUGGCUCUUGAAUCAUACAGGGUUUGUUUUCAGUGGCACUGUUCUUCGUUUUCUUCCCUUUUUUUUUGUUCUUUUCUCUUCUCUUUAUUUCUUUUUUUUUUAAAAUAAAAUUGUACACUUUGACAUAAUCGGCUUUCAAUUUAUAACAUUUAUAACUGCAA
Tarenaya hassleriana is the source of this 2194-nucleotide messenger RNA. RefSeq names its product ubiquitin domain-containing protein DSK2b-like. Bases 187 to 1881 code for a protein of 564 amino acids. The record is from RefSeq and is a predicted model, not a curated record. NCBI's taxonomy places the organism in Eukaryota, Viridiplantae, Streptophyta, Magnoliopsida, Brassicales, Cleomaceae. Gene Ontology annotation, molecular function: polyubiquitin modification-dependent protein binding. The transcript is spliced from 8 exons. Gene Ontology annotation, biological process: ubiquitin-dependent protein catabolic process. Gene Ontology annotation, cellular component: cytosol.